Closterium sp. NIES-67 is the source of this 402-nucleotide messenger RNA. NCBI's taxonomy places the organism in Eukaryota, Viridiplantae, Streptophyta, Zygnematophyceae, Desmidiales, Closteriaceae. The record is from the annotation of a GenBank genome assembly.
UACGUCAAUUAUGUGCAUUUUCCUGGACGACCUGCCCGCUGGAUUGCCACCGAGCCGACCAGAAGACCAUCGCAUCGAGCUGGAACCAAGUGCCCAAUCGAUAGUACAGCGACAAUUUUGGCUCAGCCAACCGGAACUGGAAGAACUGCAGCAGCAACUGGAUUAUCUUCUCACGAAGGGUUUUAUCCGACCCAGCACAUCUUCAUACGCCGCCCCGAUACUGUUCACCCCGAAAAAAGAUGGAGGAUUCCACAGGUGCAUCGACUACCGCGCCCUCAACCGGAUCACAAUCAAGUCCCGUUACCCGAUCGCGCGAGCUGACGAUCUACUCGACCAACUUUGCAGAGCCAAGUUCUUCUCGAAAAUCGAUUUGCGAUGAGGUUACCAUCAAAUUCGCGUGGC